AUGAGGGGCCUAGUUCCAAGAAUGGCCGCCAUCAGUACUGCUAACGCGCCUUAUCGCGCCAGUCCGGACCCAGAGGGAGACUCACAAUCGUCGUCGAGCAAUUCUCCGGCUCGUCAGGACUAUGAAGAGUCCGACUUCUACACUGGCAACAACGAUUCCCAGUCAUCAAUCGGUGUGCCCACCUUCCAGGAUAUGGCCGUUUCGAGAGAAGUCUGCGAACCCCCCGCGAAUAGAUUACCACCCGAAGUCCUUAUUAGCAUACUCUCCAAACUCAGCGCCCCAUUAGAUCUGCUGAACUGUAUGUCCGUUUCCAAAGCCUGGGCACGAAAUAGCGUUGAUCUACUCUGGCACCGCCCAGCAUGUACGAACUGGAACAAGCACGGCUUUAUUUGCAGAACCCUUUCUAGCCCGAACCCUUACUUCGCCUACCGAGACUUCAUAAAGCGGCUUAAUCUGGCGACUCUGGCAGACACUGUCAAUGAUGGCAGCGUUAUCCCUCUUUCUGUUUGUACAAGGAUUGAGCGUCUGACUUUGACAAGCUGCAAAGGCAUUACGGACUCUGGGCUUAUUGGCCUCCUGACAGACAGCAGUCAUUUGCUUGCUUUAGAUAUAUCUGGGGAUAAACAAAUCACAGCCGCUUCGAUGAUUGUUCUAGCAGAAAAUUGCCCGCGGCUGCAAGGUCUCAACAUUUCGAGCUGUGAAAAUAUCUCGAACGAGGCUAUGAUAGCUGUUGCUGAGAACUGCAGGUACAUCAAGAGGCUCAAACUCAACAAUUGCAAACAGCUUGAUGACUCCUCAAUCCUCGCCUUUGCCAAAAACUGCCGCAACAUACUCGAGAUCGACUUACAUCAGUGCCAAAUGAUCAGGGAUCAGCCGGUGACUGAAUUGCUCGUCAACGGCUUGACAUUACGGGAGCUUCGUCUUGCAAAUUGCGAUUUGAUUACUGAUGCUGCCUUCCUCAAUCUCCCCCUUCAUCAGACAUACGAACACCUGCGGAUAUUGGACCUCACGAGCUGUUCGCGCCUUACGGACAGGGCUAUCGAGAUGAUCAUUGAUGUUGCCCCCCGGUUGAGAAAUUUGGUUUUUGCAAAGUGCAAAAACCUUACAGACGUUGCUGUUAAUGCUAUCAGCAAGCUUGGCAAGAACCUUCAUUAUCUUCACCUUGGACACUGUGGCCAAAUCACCGAUGAUGCUGUCAUCAAGCUGGUUGCGUCCUGCAAUAGGAUCCGGUAUAUCGAUUUGGGAUGCUGUACCCAUCUCACUGAUCGCUCUGUCACCAAACUGGCAUCUCUGCCAAAACUUCGCCGUAUUGGACUUGUCAAAUGCUCUCAAAUCACCGAUGCUAGUGUGUAUGCUUUAGCACAGAGCCGUGCGCGAGCCCAUGACCAGAACGUCAGACCUGGUGAUCGCUUUCCACACCACCCUGUCAGUAGUCUGGAGCGAGUACAUCUCAGUUACUGCACAAACUUGACUCUCGAUAGCAUUGUCAUACUCCUCAAUAACUGCCUGAAGCUCACACAUCUGAGUUUGACUGGUGUGGUGGCCUUCCUUCGCCCUGAUUUAGAACCCUACUGCCGCGAAGCCCCUGCAGAAUUUACCGAACACCAGCGGAACGUAUUCUGUGUAUUCUCUGGCGUUGGUGUGACCGGGUUGCGUCGCCACCUGAAUAGCAUUCCAAACGCUCUGGGAGAUAUGGAUGACGACCAAACAAUGACGGGUAUGAUGGGUGCCGCAGCUCUGAAUGCCGCAGACGAAGAAGAUGGCGAUGCAGAUGGAGACGAGGAAUUGGAAGAUGGCGACAACACCGGGCCAUUCGGAGGCAUGGCCACUUGA
Lachnellula hyalina is the source of this 1833-nucleotide messenger RNA. RefSeq names its product SCF E3 ubiquitin ligase complex F-box protein grrA (gene grrA). Gene Ontology annotation, molecular function: protein binding. Lineage: Eukaryota; Fungi; Ascomycota; Leotiomycetes; Helotiales; Lachnaceae. The record is from RefSeq and is a predicted model, not a curated record. Bases 1 to 1833 code for a protein of 610 amino acids. The transcript has 4 exons.